This is a messenger RNA of Pisolithus orientalis, 411 nucleotides long. RefSeq lists its product as uncharacterized. NCBI's taxonomy places the organism in Eukaryota, Fungi, Basidiomycota, Agaricomycetes, Boletales, Pisolithaceae. Bases 1 to 411 code for a protein of 136 amino acids. The transcript is spliced from 4 exons. The record is from RefSeq and is a predicted model, not a curated record.
AUGGCCAAACUCUCCAUGGCCAUACAGUACUUGGGAAUAAGGUUUUGUUGCCUUGUCGCUGCCAUGAAGAAGCCAGAUUGGUCUGAAUACCAGCACACUAGUUGGUAUCAACAUUUCCUGGCAGAAGCAGGUACAAUGGAGUGUCUGAUGGGCGCAGCAUCUCGCCAUCCCAUUACCCUGAUUGUGCCUGCUCACAGCCAACAGGCUGUUAGUGUACCUGAACGAUGGAUUAAGGAGUGCCAUGUCAAACUGGCCACUACCAUGUCCCAUGCAUGGUGGCAGAACAACAGUGGCAAAGUGGAAUUGGGAUAUGAGAGGAGACCUCUGUGGGACAUAAUUACAGAAGCCACAGAAUUUUUCGCAGGAGUAUCAGUUGUGUGGGUGGAGUCAGUGUUGAACAUGUGGGAAUGA